Aspergillus saccharolyticus JOP 1030-1 is the source of this 387-nucleotide messenger RNA. Its product is annotated as mitochondrial 54S ribosomal protein bL33m. NCBI's taxonomy places the organism in Eukaryota, Fungi, Ascomycota, Eurotiomycetes, Eurotiales, Aspergillaceae. Bases 73 to 387 code for a protein of 104 amino acids. Gene Ontology annotation, molecular function: structural constituent of ribosome. Gene Ontology annotation, biological process: translation. The transcript is spliced from 2 exons. The record is from RefSeq and is a predicted model, not a curated record. Gene Ontology annotation, cellular component: mitochondrion; ribosome.
UCCGCACGUACCCCCGAUCGCGCAGCAUAUUCACGCCUACUCUUGCUCAUAUAGCCUAUACAACCGCCCAAAAUGGCAAAGAAGGCUGGCAUGGCCAACCGGCGUGGGCUCUUCUGGAAGAAAAACUGUCGCACUGCUUCCACCCUCAUCCAGAUUCAGAAUCCCUUCCAAUGGAGUAUCAACGCGAAGCUAAAUCAUCUCAAUUUGAAUUGUCUAGCCAAAUCCCGUACCAUCACCGUCCGUCUCAUCUCCAUGGCCAUGACCGGCUUCUAUCGCACCAUGAUCCGGCCCCGUACGCACCGCCCGCUCAGCAUGAUGAAGUACGAUCCAGUCGUGAAGAAGCAGGUGCUCUUCCUCGAGGCCACCAAGGGUGGAAAGGCCCGAUAA